This is a messenger RNA of Synchytrium microbalum, 2262 nucleotides long. RefSeq lists its product as uncharacterized. Gene Ontology annotation, cellular component: Atg1/ULK1 kinase complex. Lineage: Eukaryota; Fungi; Chytridiomycota; Chytridiomycetes; Synchytriales; Synchytriaceae. Gene Ontology annotation, biological process: autophagy. The transcript has 4 exons. The record is from RefSeq and is a predicted model, not a curated record. The coding region runs from base 1 to 2262 and encodes 753 amino acids.
AUGCGCUCCUUGGAGCAAGAACCUGAUAUGGAAGGCCGCCAUCCUCAUCAUCAACGUUCAAAUUCAGAGGAAUCAUUGCAAAUGACCUGGGCACAUACCCAAAUUCUAGAGUUUGUCUCAAAGAUAAACCAUACCGUCUUACGAAGUCGGUGUGCUCUUCAUACCAAUCUGGACGGAAAUGUCCUUGACGUGGAAGCGCUCAAUGAGUGCACGGGAUUCUGGCAGAACUCGGUGCCAUUCAAUAUUGAUAUAUUUACGGCAAAGAGGCGAUUGAUGGAGCGCUGGGUUAUCUCGUUUGAACAAUCUACAAGUGAUAAGAAGAUGUCGGUCUCAACUGAUGUCACGGAUUUGAUACUCUUGGCUCAGUCGCUUUACUCUUACGUCCGUCUUUUGCCCUUGCAGAACGCCAUAUUGGAAGGCAAUUUGAGUAAAUCAGCACUACAAUAUUGUGUAUCAACUGCAGAUGGCCGCGUUCUGGCGCUGAGUACGAAUGAUGCACAAGAGUCUGGAUCUUCGGGCUUCGAUUUAUCGGCAAAGCUCAAAGUCUUCAAGUUUCGAUCAGCAAAGUUGGACUGUGGUCGCCUGAAUCUUUCAGUGGUCUAUGACUCGAAUUUGGCCAACUUUGUAAUACAUAAAGAAGUCGACAAAAAGGAAGUGGAAAGGCAGCAGACGCAGGUCACUCCCACACCGCCGGUACCACAACAAAGGAGGCGGAUGUCGAUAGGAGGAUCACCAUUUCCAUCACCGAAAAUGACCCGAAAAGUAUUGGCUCUAACCCAUUUAAAGCACGACAAGUCAACAGAUGCUAAACCAACAAAUAUAAUCAUAAACUCGAAAAACAGCAUGCAGACACCGCCUGGAUCCCCAAACAGUCGUGCUCGGCCUGUAGCAAUACCUUCUCCAUCACCAAUUCAAUCAUCUGCAUCUAGCCCGAACGAUAACGCAGAUGAUUUGGACGCUGACGGUGUCAGCAUAAGUCGUGGGCGCCAUACAGUGCGGGAUUCCGCCGAUAUAGCAUCUCACAGUCGUAAAAGUGGGCAUGGUCCUUUAUAUCUGGAGGUGAAUCACUUACCACGUCCUCUCCAGAUGGCUAAAUCUGUCAGUGAUGGUCCGCCAGUGAAUCGCCGAUUAAGUUUUGGCGGUCCAGGUCAUGCUGAGCUCUUUGGAAGUCUUGUAGGGUCGUAUGAAGAAUCGAUAUUGUCUGGACGCAUGUCAACUCUUCCCUCAAAGCCCAUAAUGUUCAUCGCAGAGAUUGGUGUCGUGGGAUUUGGUAAAUGUAAGCCGUCUCUACAGUGUCCGCCGCAUAUAAAUGUGGAAUUUCCAGCAUACUUUUAUGAAAUGUAUGGUGACUCUGCAAUCGCCACACCCUAUGUUGGCAGUAUCGAUUUGGAGUCAGCUAUGGCAGUUAUAGAAGGUGGUCAACGUAGCAAGACUCCAGGAUAUAGGCUACCUCCUAAAGGACAACUGCAAAUUCUCAUAAAGAAUCCUUCGAAAACAACAGUCAAAGUUUAUCUAGUUCCGUAUGAUUUGAGAGAUAUGCCUCCGGCUACGAAGACGUUCCUUCGACAAAAGUCGUAUGCCAUGUCUUCGAAUAGUACUACACCAGUAGAUGCAAGUGCAUCUUCUUCAUCAUCGAAAGGAUCGCAUUCCAUAUCAAAAGUAUCCCCAGCUCCUUCCACCACAUUACCAGCAUCACCAGCGUCGUCCACUGUGACAUCACAAUCAUCUACCGCUUCGACUGCCACACCUGUAACCUCAACGCCGUCAUCCACCCUAUCAUCAUCGUCACAACAGCUACCACCACGAGUACCAACUGCUACAUCUCUGAUUGACAAGGACCGACUACGUUAUGCCAUACAUCUUCAAAUAAUAUCAACACCUCAUAAACGAAUAUUAUUGUCAAAGUCAAUCCGAGUAGUCUUCUCCCCUAGGCAGCCAGAAUCUGACGAGAAACUUCGAGUCGUGGUGGAAAAUCCUGGAGAACCGAAAUAUCUCACAGUCGAUUCAACUACAACGCCAGAUUCUACCAACAGACGGCAUAGUCACCAUAGUUUUAGUAGCUUGAUGGCAGCAGGUGUCUCUCCGAGUGAUUAUACAGUGUCGCCAGUACGACCUUCAGAGUUUAGCAGCUUCUUGACGCAAAGAUACACAAAUCAUCAUCAGAAUCAACAAUGGGACUCAAACAGCUGGCUCGAUGACUCUGGUAGUAUGAACAGGAACUCCAUAUUAGGUGGCAGUAGUCGGCUUCUUAGCAAACAGUAG